CUUCUACUUCACCAAGAAUGCUGACCAGAACACAACCAGAACACAACCAACAAUAUAACCCCCAAACCAACACUGAACACUAACGCCAUGUCUUACAGCUAUCCCCCAAAUACCCCAAUCCAUGCUAGACUGGGACAAAGGUCUUGACAAAGAGCUGUCUGUCGUACAAUACGGUGUUUCCUCACUGUCAAAUCAACCUUAUGUGUCCGUGAAAAAGGAUGCAAAUGGUAAGCUUAUAUGGGUUGUAUGGGAGACAAACAAUACUACAAUAGCCCCAACCCAUAUCGCAGGAAGAGAACUACACAUCGUACCCAGAUUCCGCAGGUGUUGGUCUGACAGGGCCAUACUGCCGGAUCCCAUUGCAAGGCGCAUCAACCCCAGGAGAUGCCUAUUGCGGGAAGACCUCGACGCCAUACGAGAGAAGUUUCCGUCUGCAAUAGGCAUCCGCAUCCUGAUCUUGGGAUUCGCCCUUCUGGUCUACUACAACGUCGAUGAUAUACACGCGGACUGGAACGGUGGGGUGCCAGGGUCUCUUGGAGGGCUGUUUGUCAGGUACAUGAUCAAAACGCUCAAUCCGUCAGUUGCUAACAAGCAGGAUGCCGGGUACUACCUUGCAGCACUCGAAGGCAUGGCUGGAAAACCUCUCGCCCGUUUCCAGUUGCCUGAGGAGUACAGUGAACCACCGGACGUCAAUGUAGCUAACGAAUGGGCACCGUAUAAAUACGCUCUCGGCGGAGAACCUGUGGUUACAACUUCCAUCAAAACCGACCACGCACCAAAGAAGGUGUAGAAAGCCGUCAUCGAAUGCGUGGAAUACUAUUGGGAUCACCAAUUCCGCUCGUCCUCAUCCAGCGCUAGUCUACUUUGGAGGACGAGCCAUGAACCGUUACCAUCUAUCGUAUGUGCACAGUCUAGUAGUAUUCUGUGCCUUGGGAAACCAGGUGAAGCCAACGUGAGGCCAGUUGUCUUUCAGAACUACGAUUUUCCAACUGGCAAGUGGCCUUUGCGUGGUGAUAAACG
Molecule: messenger RNA, 1020 nt
Organism: Aspergillus glaucus CBS 516.65
Lineage: Eukaryota; Fungi; Ascomycota; Eurotiomycetes; Eurotiales; Aspergillaceae
Exons: 2
Coding region: 122-790 (222 amino acids)
Source: RefSeq, a predicted model, not a curated record